AUGAAGCUUAUUAUUGCGCUGACUGUAAUCGCUGGGGCCGCCUCGGCCACGCAUAACGAAACGUCUGUGUCUCGCCAACUCCAAGAGGCACCCCCAUCGUUCUGCUUGCUCACCUCGUAUCUUCGUGGCGUUGGCACACUUACGAACUGCCCCAAAGGCGAGAAGGGGUCAGUCUUUGAGGACCAAGGCCUCUUUUGCUGCUUGAAGGAAUACGGCCGUGGAGAUGGCUACCCUUGGAAGUUUGACGAAGCUUUAAGUCGCAGCGGCAUGUUCAAACGUUGCGAAAAAGACAACGGCGGCCGCGGCAAGCCUCGCGUAUUGACACUGUACAACAAGCUGUUGGAGCCAGGGCCAGCAAACUACGAACAGUUUAUGGCACUCUAUCAACAGCAACAGAUGCAAGCCAAUGCCCAGAUGGAACUCAACCAGCGAUUGAUGGCCCAGCGCCGAGCCACUGAGCACCAUGAUCACGGGCUACCAGCGGCUGCUGCAUCUUCGAUCCGACAAGCGGAAGCGUUGGAAGACAUUCGGCGACCGCCCCCAACCGUCCAGUUCCCGGCGGCAGUUGGCGUGCAAAAAUUCUAUGGAUUCCAAGAGGUGCCCAAAGCCCCGUCGUUUAAUGGACGCACGAAUGUGCAGAAGCGUCGGCUCAUGGACCAGUGCGAAGCGUACAUGCGCGAGAUCAGUCUGGCCAAUGCACAGCAUCAUGUUCGCAAGGCGUCUUCGUUUCGGGAAGCAAUGCAAAAUCAAAACUGA
Molecule: messenger RNA, 756 nt
Organism: Aphanomyces invadans
Lineage: Eukaryota; Oomycota; Saprolegniomycetes; Saprolegniales; Verrucalvaceae
Exons: 6
Coding region: 1-756 (251 amino acids)
Source: RefSeq, a predicted model, not a curated record